AGACGUUACAGACCACUACGCCACUGCACGGUCUGCUGCAGUAAACGUACCGUCACUCGCACAACGCUGAGCGACCGACGACGACGACACGAAGAUACACGAUAUUAUUGGAAAAAUUGUUUGUCCGUCUCUGAUGUACCGCCCGCGUUCCGUUCGACCGCCGCGAGUGCUGUACACGAACCACCCCGUCGUCGCGAUCAAAUGACUCGAUAGUCGUCAUCGGUUUAGUUAUAUUCCGUUAUCGAUACGCUUCGCAAACGGACGGUUUUCACCCGCCAAUCCGUUCGUAUUAUAUUCUCGUCCAGUGCAGUGCACCACAAUAUCAUCGAUACAUAAAAUAAAACAUUUUAUUCAUUUAACGCCAUCGCGCCCGGAGAAUUCUUGACACGAGUCCGCGAUGCGUCCAGAAUUGCCAAUUGGAUUGACGGAGCGACGGCCCCCGUUGGAAACCCAACAAUCAACAGUGUGGACAAGACGCCAACAAGCUGUGUGUGUAAGACGAGCUUACAAGAAAUAUGGACAGAGCUCAAAUCCACAUGUUAUACUUGAUGGGCUUAACAUGACUGUCCCAAAAGGCUGCAUAUAUGGUCUUUUGGGAGCUAGUGGAUGUGGAAAAACUACAUUGUUAAGUUGUAUAGUUGGCCGUAGAAGACUGAACGCUGGUGAAAUAUGGGUACUAGGUGGUAAACCAGGAUCUGCCGGUAGUGGUGUUCCAGGACCUCGUAUAGGAUAUAUGCCUCAGGAAAUUGCGCUUUACGGAGAGUUUACAAUUCGAGAAACUAUGCAGUUUUUUGGUAUGGUAAACGGUAUGACGCCAAAACAAGUGGAUGACAAAAUAGAAUUUUUACUUAAAUUUUUACAGUUACCGUCCGCCAGUAGGCCAGUAAAAAAUUUGAGUGGUGGACAGCAACGGAGAGUUUCUUUUGCUGCGGCAUUGUUACACAAUCCCGAAUUACUGAUUUUGGACGAACCUACUGUUGGUGUUGACCCAGUUCUUCGUCAAGGAAUAUGGGAUCAUUUAGUCCAUUUAACUAAGGAUGGAGGAACAACCAUUAUUGUCACCACACAUUACAUCGACGAGACUAGACAAGCUCAUAUGAUUGGAUUAAUGAGAGGCGGUAAAUUUUUGGCUGAAGAAUCACCUACAUCGCUGUUACAAAAAUACAAUUGCCAAUCACUAGAAGACGUUUUUCUAAAACUUAGUGUCAUUCAAAACCGUGGCAAACGGAGGCGUAGCAGCAUUUUGCAUGACAUAACAGCUGCCAUUGCUGUUCCGGAAACUUCACCGGUGCCUGCUGUCGAAGCGCUGAAUUCGAUAUGUGACAACUCGUCAGAAAUGAGCGGAGAAUUUGGAGACAGUAUUAGCCCUGUUCCACUAAGUAAGCGAAUGUCUGUAUGUUCAAUGCAAGUCAACAAUGCGGAAAUGGAACUUCCACCGGAAGCAAAUACAAAAAUGACGCUUUUCGACCGAUGCAAACUAUUUCAAUCGCAUCACAUGCGAGCAUUAAUAUGGAAAAACUUUCUAUGGAUGUGGAGAAAUGUGGCGGUAAUGAUGUUUAUUGUGGGACUUCCAGUUGCUCAAAUCGUAUUGUUCUGUCUGUCUGUUGGAAAAGAUCCAUAUGGCUUGCAUUUGGCCAUUGUUAACCAUGAAACUAAUAACAAAACUUGCCCACCGACUGGAUCUUGCGAGUUAACUCAACUCAGUUGCCAGUUCCUACAUCAGAUUGAACUACGUCGACAAGUAUUAGACUUUUUCGACGACGAGGAAUCCGCUUUUAGGGCAGUUAAACGGGGCAAAGCUUGGGGUGCUUUAUCUUUCACUUCAAACUAUUCAACGUCACUAAAACAACGCAUGGAUGAUGGACAAGCUGCAACGGAUUGGGCACUAGAUGAUAGUGUUGUCUCUGUUUGGCUCGACGAAUCAAAUCAACAAAUAUCCAUGCUGCUUCGACGAGAUCUUUUGUUUGCUUUCCAAGAUUUUGCUAAAACACUGGCGGUGACUUGUAACUUCAGUACGAAAGUUGUAGCUAACCCUAUACAGUUCAAUCAACCUAUAUACGGUCCAUAUGUACCAAAUUUUACGGAUUUCGCUGCUCCAGGGGUCAUACUCACGAUUAUAUUUUUCUUAGCUGUAGCGUUGACAUCUGGUGCUAUGUUGAUUGAAAGAAAUGAAGGCAUAUUAGAAAGAAGUUUAGUUUCGGGUAUUACGGGAAUUGAAGUACUUUUAGGACAUGUAGUGUGUCAACUUUUAAUUAUGGUGUUCCAAUCACUGAUGGUCAUUGCAUUUGCAUUGGUUAUUUUCGAUAUUACCAACGAAGGAGAUGUGUUUUGGAUAUGCUUAUUAACAAUACUGACUGGAUUAUGUGGCAUGUGUUUUGGGUUUGUAGUUUCUUGUGUAACUGACAGUGAGAGGAAUGCGACAUAUUUGGCUAUGGGCAGUUUUCUACCUAUUGUCAUGCUUUGUGGUAUAAUAUGGCCAGUAGAAGGAAUGCAUGCAGUGACAAAAUCAAUUAGUUUUAUUUUGCCACUUACGCAAUCUACGGAAUCGAUGAGAUCAAUGUUGGCAAGAGGUUGGCCAAUCACCGAACCUUCUGUUUACAUUGGUUUUUGUUCCACAUUAAUAUGGAUUUCUGUAUUCCUCACAUCUAGUGUACUGUUGAUUAAAUUCAAAAAAGGAUAGUUAAUAUAAAUCUAAUAUAUUUUUAUUUACCGCAAAAAAUGGUCAACAAACAAAUUAAUUGUUAAGUAGCAAUAGUUUUUAGUAACAUACCAUAAUAUAAAGUUCCUUAUAUUAUGCUUUGAUUACAUAAAUCAUUAUGUAAUAACUUUGAAAUAGUGAUUUGUACUUAUAUCAAAUGAUUUCUUUUUAUUUUAUUGCUCUACUUACCUAUAUUCAAAUCAUUACCAAAGCGUUUAAUAUUGUAAUUAAAUAUUAUGAUAUUCGUAAUAUUGCAAAUUCAUGAAAUGGCAAUAACAAUUAUUGAAAUUAAUAUGUAAAUAAAAAUUAGAAGCCAAAGGUACAUACAAUAGGUUACAAUACACAAUACUUUUUUUUAAGUGCUUAUUACAAUAUUUACAUACAAUUAAUGUAACUAUUCUAAGACUUGUUUGGAAAUACCUUUUUAUAUAAUUUUACUGCAUAAAUCUUAUGUUGACAUUAUAUUAUAUUCGCAGAACUUUUUAAAUAUUUUUUUGUUAACAAAUAUUCUAUCAAAUAA
Rhopalosiphum maidis (corn leaf aphid) is the source of this 3218-nucleotide messenger RNA. RefSeq names its product ABC transporter G family member 23 (gene osy). Gene Ontology annotation, cellular component: membrane. The record is from RefSeq and is a predicted model, not a curated record. Bases 398 to 2680 code for a protein of 760 amino acids. NCBI's taxonomy places the organism in Eukaryota, Metazoa, Arthropoda, Insecta, Hemiptera, Aphididae. The transcript is spliced from 16 exons. Gene Ontology annotation, molecular function: ABC-type transporter activity; ATP hydrolysis activity; ATP binding.